GUAGAUACUGAUUACUGUGUAGUUUAGCUUAACUAUCAAAUAGUGAUUUAGUAAAUAAAUAUGGAAAUUACUCUUCACUUAUCAUGUUAAUAUUAAAAAUUAGUUAAAAUUAUUGUGUGUAUGAGCUUACCUAUUUAUUAUAUAUUUUAAUAGUAGAGAAGUUUGAUACCUUGUCAACUAAUAUUGUUUUAAACAUUUCUAACUAAAACAGAUCUUUGAAAUAAUAUAUCUUUCAAUAUGCUAUCGUCUCUUGUAAAAGAACACCAAGCUAAACAAGCUGCGAAAAGGACAACUCAAGAACAAAAAAGAAAGGAAUGUAUAUCUGCUGCCAAUGAUUUAACUCAGGCCCUUGUAGAUCACCUAAAUGUUGGAGUGGCACAAGCAUAUCUCAAUCAAAAGAAACUUGAUGCGGAGGCAAAGUUGUUACAUCAAGGGGCUAUAAAUUUUUCAAAACAAACUCAGCAGUGGUUAGCUCUUGUAGAAAAUUUCAGCAGUGCUUUAAAAGAAAUUGGUGAUGUUGAAAAUUGGGCAAGAAGCAUAGAAAAUGAUAUGAAGAUUAUUACUAACACCCUUGAGAGGGCUUAUGAGACAACAAGAGAUCAACCUGGUAGUAAUUAAGAAAUCACCUGUAUUGUAUAUUUUAAAUAUGUUUUUAUAUUAUAAAUUAUAUAAAAAAGCAUAGCUAUAUAGCAUAUAAGAUAUACUUUAACUAGGUGUAUUUAUAAAAUCUAUACUUGUUCUUAAAGUUCAAGUUAAACAUAUUAUAAAUUAACUAGAUUUAAAUGAAACAAAUACAUAUACUUAAAUAAAACAUUUAAGUUUGUUUUGAGCUGAAGUGUUUAUUGUGGGGCUAAGAAUUAUUUUCUACAAAACUACCAAUAUCUUUCAACAGUAUUUUGUUCGUCGUCAGGUGACCAUUUCUAUACAAAGUCACUGUCAAACAAACAUGCACAGUGAAUUUGUCUCGUUAGGUCUGUCAGUUGUCAAAUAUCAACUAUUAUUUAUUAACAAAAACAGGGCUGCUAGUUCUAGAGUUUGGAAAAUCCGGAUUGUAUAAUUAUUGUCACUAAAUCUUUCAGCCUUCUUUAAACAUUCGUCUUAAUUAAAAUGAUCACAAUCCAUUUUAAUUAGGAUCUUUAAAAAAAGUAGUGUGUCGUCGUUUAAACGUGUUCUACUGUAUAACAAAACCAGACGUAAAAAGUGCUUUAACAAGCGCUGUGCUGUGGAAGGUCAGGCAACGAGAUGGAGGGGAUGGAAUUUUGCGUUCUGCCUCGACGUCCAAUGAUGGAAUUCAGCCGCAGUUAUUAGUCCAAACAAUUCUUUAGAGCGGAGCAAAGAAUUCAAUUAAUGCGGUAGAAGAUGCUGAGGGAAGCAACAUGUCUUCGCAAAGCUAAAAGAUCAAGCCGCUUGGAGAAGGAUUGGUCGUCGAAGAUUCGAAACGCUCUUCGUUGAAUACGGUUAAGUGGAAGGAGCUAGGGAGCCCUGCCCAGAGGUGAGAACAGUACUCCAUGUCUGGCCGAAUUUAAGUUUUAUACAGUUGCACGGAGUGAAGUAGCGUCUUGCUUCGUUGAGCACACCAAGCUUUUUGCAGGCUAUUUUAGCUUUUCUCUCCAAAUGACCGCGAAACUAAACGUUCGAUAAGUCAACGCCAGGUAUUCCGAUGCUAGCUGUGGCUUUAAGAAAAGUGUCUUUGAAAAGAGGAGUAGCGAUAAAAGGUGUGGUUUUAGCGGAAAACGCGCACGCUUGUGUUUUGGCGCAUGACCCUGACUCGCAUACUCCCGCUUGCGGCAUAAAAGAUAUUCCAAUUUGAACACCGGAUAAGAGGGGUAGGAAGUAUCAGCCGGGGAGAAAAUUGAGUCCAGUGAGUGUAGAAGGAGUUGCCUUCGGUAAAUUCUUCCGUUUGCCGAGUUGUUCCGAUUAAUACCUGCGGCUGAAUUUCAUCAUCGGACGUCGAGGCAGAAUACGAAAAUCUACCCGUAUCACCUCGAUGUCCGCCGUUCCAAAACUGGGGGUUUUCAAGGCAGUGAAGUAUUUCCGAACCAAUUCGACUUAGGGACCUUCAAGAGGGAAGAGAUUCUUAAAUUGCCGGAAACGUGACCCCUCUGGCAUUGAGAGUGUCCAUGGGUGGGUCCACUUAACAUCAGAUGA
Messenger RNA from Pieris brassicae (large cabbage white), 2148 nucleotides. RefSeq names its product biogenesis of lysosome-related organelles complex 1 subunit 1 (gene Blos1). The record is from RefSeq and is a predicted model, not a curated record. The transcript is spliced from 3 exons. Gene Ontology annotation, biological process: endosomal transport. Lineage: Eukaryota; Metazoa; Arthropoda; Insecta; Lepidoptera; Pieridae. Gene Ontology annotation, cellular component: BLOC-1 complex. The coding region runs from base 238 to 618 and encodes 126 amino acids.